AUGGUCAUGCGCAUCGGCUACCAGAUCGCGCUCUCUCCGCCCGACGGCGCCGAGGCGCGCCCGGACUGGAGCGCGCUGUCCGACGUGUGGCGCGAGCACGUGCUGCCGCACGCGGAGGAGCUGUCGGCGCUCGGCGCUUCGCCUCGCAGCGCUUGA
This is a messenger RNA of Emiliania huxleyi CCMP1516, 156 nucleotides long. RefSeq lists its product as hypothetical. Lineage: Eukaryota; Haptophyta; Isochrysidales; Noelaerhabdaceae. The transcript is spliced from 2 exons. The record is from RefSeq and is a predicted model, not a curated record. Bases 1 to 156 code for a protein of 51 amino acids.